Molecule: messenger RNA, 3727 nt
Organism: Orussus abietinus
Lineage: Eukaryota; Metazoa; Arthropoda; Insecta; Hymenoptera; Orussidae
Gene: mbo
Product: nuclear pore complex protein Nup88
Exons: 13
Coding region: 1044-2774 (576 amino acids)
Biological process (GO): mRNA export from nucleus; protein import into nucleus; ribosomal large subunit export from nucleus
Cellular component (GO): nuclear pore
Molecular function (GO): structural constituent of nuclear pore
Source: RefSeq, a predicted model, not a curated record
GGGAUGGGGAACAAUAAAAAUCAAAACGGAAAACAAAUAAGGGAUGAGAUCGUAUUAUAAAGUUUUUUAAUCAAUAGGCGAUGUGUAGGUGCUCCGCGACGACGGGGCCGUCGAGCAGACGAGAGAUUUCAGAAAUCUCGUUUGAGGGUCGCCGUGGAUCGAGCGAUCGGGCGAAAAAUCCUACGGCGUGCGCACCGAACCGGCUAAUAAUGAAUUUAUAAUUUACAUGAAAGGUCUCCGCGGAUCCGAGGGAGCCUCGCGAACCACCGAGGGGUAGUAUCGGGUUGGGGUGGAUUGCUGUUUCGUUAACGGUCGCGGAGCGCUUGCUCGCCAUCCCGCAAAUUCCAAGACGGAAUUCGUUAGCUGAGCUCGAAAUCGGAUCCGGAUAUUAAGGAGUUCGGAUCAACAGGAUCGAAUUAUUCAACAAGGUCGAACACGCUAAUAUUCGAAUCAUCUCGAAAAGAACAAUCCCCGCAAAAAAAUGUCGAAAUGUAAUCAGACAGUGAUCUGUAUGGUUAACGUUAAUGUUGAAAGAAUUCCUUCAACAAGUGUUCCACACCUUUCUCGUCACAGCAUUUUAUGUCGAAUUUCAAAAAAUGUCUUAAGAAACGGGGGCCUCAAAUGAAAUGAAACUUCCUCUUAUGAGAAAAGUGACUUCCCUGUUAUGUUACUAUAACCAUAAAUAGUUCAAUGACGUCGCAUAUGAUUUAAAAUAUUAAUUUAACGUUCAAUAACUUUACUCAUCGGUUUGGUGUAUGUUUGAUAUUUUUUCUGAUUUCAAUGUUCUCUUCUAGGCACCGACGUAUAGAGACGAGUUUUACCGGUCUCAGGGUCGCGGAACCGCGGAACUCGAUGGAACCGCGUUCCUUAGCGAGACCUUCCAACCAACCGACCCUCCGAUUUUUGAGGUGACAAAUCUACUUAUCAACGAGACGGUCACACAGCUGGCGUUAUGGGGCAACUUGGGCAUCGUGUUGCUGGAACUUCCAAAGCGAUGGGGUAAAAACGGCAGCUUUCAAGGAGGGAAAGAAGUGAUCACCUGUAUGACCCAUAAUAUGGAUGGAUAUUGCACGCAAUUUUCGACGGCAGAAGUGAGACGAGCAAGAUGGCACCCAGGCUCUACCAACGAUUCUCAUCUUUUAGUCCUCACGUCGGAAAAUUCGUUUCAUUUGUACGAAUGUGAGCUCGGGGAAAAACCUAGGCUGAUGAAAAAUUGGAAGGUUGGACCGUCCCCAUCGAGAUCACCCUCAAAGAUUCCAAACUUUGCAUCUUUAGGUGACACGGCUGUGGAUUUUGACUUUGCUACGCCGACUUUAAGACCCGACGUUGAAGAAAAAAACGUCGAGACCGAGAAGAUAAAUUGGAACCAAAUUGAAUGGCCAAUACUCGUGCUUCGUGAAAAUGGGGACGUGUUCAUCGUCCACAACGUAUUAACCGGCAAUCCCUCUAAACCCAUCGUCCUAGGCUCCCUGUCGAUGUACCCUCCAGCGGACGACAAUUAUGGGAUCGAUUCGUGCUCCAUAUUGUGCAUUCAAACGACACCUCCUCUAGUGGUCAUCGCAGCCUGUUCGGGAAAAAUCUAUCACGCUAUUCUACUUCGUGAAGCUUUCGAGGAUGAAGACAAAAAGACCUGGUCGGAAAGAGGUUCCACGUACAGCUUACAUACCCCCGAUGACGCUCUCUUCGUAUUCGAAUGCGUCGAAAUGGAAUUAGGGUUGUUUUUCAAAGAUAACGAUAAGAAGUACAGUUGUUCGAUACACCUUCACAGUGAUAAAAGCAAUAGAUCGAGGUACUUCUGCAGUCAUAAUGCGGGAAUCCAUGUGGUUAGUUUACCACUUGUGUCGCAACUCGAUGAUUACAUUGCUGUAAGAGAAGAACAUGCAGAUCUAUAUCUGCCAUCGUUUUCCAAACAUUCAAGCUCUCAAUAUUUAGUGUGUACUCGAACAAAACAUACUAGAGAGGACGAAGCUACACCCAUCCUUGGAUUAGGCUUGUUUCAAGAGCCUUGUAUGCUAAUAGCUCUUCUUCAUACAGGCGUAGUGAUCGAUUUGACAAUAGUUGACCUGUAUUAUCUUCCAAAGAUAGAUUCUCCAGAACCUCUAAUCAGUCCUAACAAACGAGUCAACAAAGAACCAUUCGAUGUCCACAUACGAAAUCUUCUCCAACACGAAAUAACUCAACCCAUUACCAAACUCAGCCUCCAGUCGAAACUAACUGUGCAAGAAUAUUUGGAGCUGCUUUACCGUGCAACUCACAUUUUUCGAACACAACACUUUGUUCGGCAUGACAAAGUACGCGAAGAGCUCGGAAAGAAAGCUCGAACUUUAAAGGCGUUAAAAAAUCAUCAAAUGAAGGAAUUGGAUAUUCUGAUGGAAACUAGAAAAGAACUUCAACAAGCUGCUGAACAUCUAGCCGAAAGAUAUGAAGAUAUAAAAGAUAAUCAAGAGUAUUUGGCGCGAAGGGCCGAAGAAGUUCUCAGGUUAAUGAACCAUAAGAAACCAACUAUGACAGUUUCUGAACGGGCUGAUGCUGCAGAAUUGAAAAAAAUGGACCAGAAAGUAAAAGAACUUGUCGUACGUUUAGAACAACUUAAAAGGAAAGCGACACAACAGGCAAAACGCCUGGAAAAUUAUGAAACAUUGGAAAAGAAGAAAGAGAUCGUCUUGAGUGAAACCCAAGACAAUGCCGUCAAAAGCCACCUCUCGCAAAUGACGAAAGAUAUAGCGGAAUUAACAUUGCAAGUAAAGUCAUUGGAAGAUGAUGUAGAAAUAUAAUCACAAUAAAAAUAUUUCAUGAAAGCAAAACAUUUAUUUCCAAAAGAAGUGAAAAUAACAUUCUAUUGCAGUCAUAUGAACAAAUUUAUAAUGUAUUAUUAAUAAAAUUAAAUAAAGAAUAUCCGUAGUUUAUGGUGUUCUUGUUGCUUAAAUUACUAACUGUUCAAAUAGCCUUUCUAUUUUAUAUAGUGAUAUUGGCCAAAAAGAUGUAAAAUAUUCGGAUAAUACUGUUGUAGGUGGCAGCACCUACUUAAUCAAUAGCUGUGACACCUCUGUACAAUGAAUAGAAGCUCUACAAACAACAAUAUUGAUUAAAUGUUUUACCAGUUCAGGAUGUAAUGUUCAGUGCGAAUUUUUUCAGUUCUUCCAUUGUUAAAUAAAUAAUUCAAUUUCUAUUAACAGCCUAAUAUGAGAACGUCGCAUAAUACCAAAUUCUUAACAUUCAUUUAUAAAAAUCUAUCAGCUAGUACUUGAAAAUAAAAAAAUUCCAGUAUUUUCCAAUUGUAAUACACUACAUUAAAUCUUUGUAGGAUAUGGUGCAUAUAUUUGGGGCAAUAUAACAAAUCGGACAAUGUGUACAAGAGAACACAUACGAGGAUUGACAUAAAUUGUUUCCAGCGUGGUAGAGAAUAUUAAACACUUUCGCGUUCGCAACAUUCGCGGUAGACUUGAUUUAACAUGACAGACGUACGAAAAAUCUGAUCAUACAGUACAUUGCCCUCAUUUUGUUUCUCUAUUUUGCCCUCAUUUCAUUUCUUCGCCAUAUGACACGUCAAUGUAGAUUAUAGUACGGCAUCGGAUGAGUCUAUAUACAGAGAUGAGUUGGGAGAUUGCUCACGAGCUGGAUAGCGCGAUCGAUCUUGUGCUGCCCUCUGGUUUCGUACGUUAGCUUUCACCGUUUUUUGCCCCCAAGAGCGGCGCAACGAAUUUCUGAUAGGAGCUCGCGCAUUCGA